This is a messenger RNA of Scleropages formosus (Asian bonytongue), 3797 nucleotides long. RefSeq names its product activated leukocyte cell adhesion molecule a (gene alcama). Gene Ontology annotation, biological process: cell adhesion. The coding region runs from base 465 to 2165 and encodes 566 amino acids. The transcript is spliced from 16 exons. Lineage: Eukaryota; Metazoa; Chordata; Actinopteri; Osteoglossiformes; Osteoglossidae. The record is from RefSeq and is a predicted model, not a curated record. Gene Ontology annotation, cellular component: plasma membrane.
UGUAAUCUCCCCUGUUGGAUGUGUUUCUAAGAAUGAGAAAAGUCGAAAAGUUGGUGUGUGCGGUUCAAACGAGCGGGUUGGGGCGCCAGUGUUAAUGCUGGGAACGUGAGUUCGAGCAGGAAUUUCCCGGGAGGUAUUUUCUGGGUUUCACACAAACACGCGCGCGCGCGCGCCCGCUGUGAGGCGGGGUUGGUGGAGACCGCGGCGGGCGGGGCUGGAACUCUCCAGCUUCGGCGUUGAGGAGUUGUCUCAGUCCACCUGCUCUCCCGGACACAGAGAGGAGCUUCUCACAGUGACGCGACCCUCGCACGAGUGUGGAAGCACGAACACAGACACGCGGCUCGCAAUCUUACCUCUCCACCGAAAGAGAAAGCAGGAGAAGAGAGACGCAGUUCGAGUUCCCCCCCCGAGCGAAGGUUUAAAUUCGGAGGAGCCGAGGACUUUUUGAUUUGCGAAGCGAAAGGAUGCUCAAGACGGGCUGCUUGUUCCGUGCCUUCCUGGCCGCUGCUCUGCUUCUCGAAGCAAGCAGUUUGCAGACCAUUACAGCGCUGUAUGGCGACACAAUUAAAGUGCCCUGCAACCCCGGAGGUGUCAAGCCAGCCAGCCAUAUGUUCACGAAAUGGAAAUAUGACAUUCCAGACAGCGCCCCAGGCGACCUCCUGGUGAAGCAGGCACACAUGGACGAGGUGACCAUCCAGGCCACAGGCUUCUACAAGGACCGCGUGAGCAUGGGAAACGACUCAAGCCUGCUCAUCAGCCGCGCCACUCUCGAGGACCAGAAGACCUUCACCUGCAUGGAGGUCGGCCCUGCAGACAUCAAGGAGUACUCCACCAACGUUCUGGUUUACAAGAAACCUUCAGCCCCCCAGAUCAAAGAUAAAGUUAAAGAGCUGGAAAACGGCAAACUGACCGCGGUUGGGGAGUGCGUCGCUCUCAAUGCAAACCCACCGGCCAACAUCACCUGGUUCAAAAAUGACACCCAACUGACAGAUGAUGGGAAACUGAUUGUGAUCACCGUGCUGCUGAAGAAGGACCCCACUACUGGCCUCACGACCACCUCCUCCAAGCUGCAGUACACUGCGGUAAAGCAGGACGUGUACUCAACAUUCACCUGCACCAUCCAGCACCCCCUGGGGCCUGUCCAGGUGUCAGCGCCCGAGAAGUUCACCGUUAUCUACCCCACAGAGACGGUGGACCUCCAGGUAGUCAACAAAGGGUCAAUCAAGGAGGGGGACAAUGUCACCCUGAAGUGCAAGGCUGACGGAAACCCACGGCCCACCAGCUUCAACUUCCAUCUCAAGGGAAAGAAGGUGACCGUGGAUAAUACGGACACGUACGCCCUGACCGACGUCACUCGUAACAGCACCGGAGAGUACAAGUGCUCCCCGGUGAACAAUGACAAGAUGGUGGGCAGCAAGAACAUCGUGGUACACUACCUAGAUGUCAGUCUGAAUCCCUCGGGGAAGAUCAUUAAGAACGUCGAGGAGGCCCUGGAGGUGCAGAUGCAGAAGAAUGCGUCCGCUGAUGUGAAGGUGUCCUGGACCAAGGACAACGAGAAGCUGGGCAAGCAGCCUGUGUUCACUCAGCUCAAGUACAGCGACUCUGGCGUCUAUGAGUGCGAGGUCUCUGUGGAGGGAAUAACGAAGAAGAGGUCUUUCCAGCUUGUAGUAGAAGGAAAACCUGUGAUCAAGAAGCUGGACAAGAAGCGUGGCGACGAGGGCAAACACAAAGUGCUUAUGUGCGAGGCGGAGGGGUCGCCCAAGCCCACCGUCCAGUGGAGCAUCAACGGCACCUACCAGGAAGAAAGCCCUUACAUCAACGGCAAGAUCACACACAAGAUUACUGUGCUGCCCAGAGAGAAUCUCACUGUCACCUGCAUGGUUUCAAACAAACUGGGGGCUGAUACCAAGGAGAUACUCGUAUCAUCGCUAUUUGAGGAGGAACGCGGGAAACAAAAAGGCACACCAGGCGAAGGGGAGGACCAGGCCAAGCUGAUUGUGGGCAUUGUGGUGGGGCUCAUUCUGGCAGCCAUGAUCGUGGGCAUCAUCUACUGGAUAUACCAGAAGAAGUCCAAACAAGGCAGCUGGAAAACAGGAGAGAAGGAGCGCGGGACUUCGGAGGAAAGCAAGAAGCUGGAGGAGAACAACCACAAGCCGGAGGUUUAGGGAGCGCAGCGCCAGCAUUGAGGGGUGAGGGAAGCAGCAGCGAUGAGAUGCCUUUUCACAUUGGACUUGCAGUUUGACACCGAAUCCGGUACAUUGGAGGCGAGCUCCAGGCCAGACUCCACCUACUAGCCUAUCCACGCGCAGCAUGUUCCACAGAACCUUCCAGAAACAAGCAGACUUUAACCUACUCUUCCUUUGCCAUCUUAAAAAGGGUUUAGUUUCCCCCUCCCCCAAAUUGGCUUUCCACACCUUUUGUGUUCCUGGCGAAUGCUGCUGUGUGUGUGUGCGCUUUAUUUUUUUUUUAUUAUUAUUUUUUUAAAUGCACAGUAUUGAGCAAGUGAGUUUCGGCUUUUCCUUCUCUCCUUUAUUUUGGUUUAAAAAAAAAAAUAGAGAAAAGUGUAAAUUUGCCACACUUCCUAGGUCUGUACGAGAAUACGAGUUUCCUAGAGGAGCAUGUGGGCUCCGCUUGCUGGCCAAGGACUUGAUGAUCUGUGGCUAUUGUUGUUGAGAGAUUGUCCCAGUCUGAUGACUUCACUGCUGUUACACUCAUGUUCCUCCACAUUGCAUCUCAGAUCAUCUUUUUGAAACCACAGUCAAAGUUACCAAAUUGGAAGACUCCCAAACUUGUUUUCUUUAAAGUGUGAAAUCAGCGCCAAACGGAGUAACCAGGUUCUUACCAUUCUAAUGCCUGUUUAGAGCAGAUGCUAAAGGUGUGUUUUAUUUCUUUAGAGAAAAUGUUGGCUAGACCCAUUGUUUGCCUUAAUUGAGUUACAUGUUAUGCUGGAUUAUUGUACUUGGGAAUCUGUUUUUUGUUUAAAGGGGGGCAGGGGGAUUGUGUUGAACUAUUACUGAAUGUGGCACCAUUUUCUUUCUUAGUUCACCGUUCAUACUGCUGAAGCCUUAGCUGUUGGAAGUAACACUAAUGUGUAGAGUAGCCCAUCUCGCAGACUACAGGGGGGAAACGCUCCUUUUGAAGGCAAAAUGUUCUGUAUAGUUAAGCAGUCCCACGCAGAUGACGUUUACUUUUGAACGUCUAUAACUAAACCCGACUGUCUGUGGUGUGUGGGUCUGCGUGGCGUAGUCAGCUAGUCACGUUACUAGGAACACGGCGCUUGCACCGUCUGUAGUUUGAAGAGUCACUGUAAAUAUGUUUGGAAUGUCCGGCUUUUUUUGCCUCUAUUUAUAAUGUGUGAUAAUGCAAGCUUAGCAGUGCUUCUGCGUAUUAUUAGCUAGGUAUAUUGAAUUUGAAUCCAUUUUUGAGUUGAGACCCCUAAGGUUUGUCAUUUUGGAUGUAAAAUGUACUGUAGAAGGGUAAACGAGGCACUCGGACACUAUGAAGCAGUACUUAUAUGCGUAAGCAUUGUUUCCCACUCUCUGUGCAUAAAUGCUUUUUGUUUGGACCCUCUGAAGGAUUAUUCGUAGUUGAGGUACCAGGGGCUGUCGAUCAAGCUACGACGGUGGGAGGGGAAAAAAAGUGUGGGUCAUGAAUACAUUCUGUUCAUCCAUUCAAACCAUCAGGUCAGCAGUGAAACCAAAGAGGGUAAAAUGAGAACGCCAUACAAGUAUUGUAAAUACAGACUUUUGUUUUUGUACUUUUGUUGAAAAUAAAGUGUACAUUUUGAAGAAAACCAA